UCAUGUCUCAUUAAUCUGUAACUACUGGGUAGUCCUGCAACUCCAAUCUGUUAGCCAGAGGACUUGGCAUUAGCUUCUCAAUUUCCUAAAAGGAAUUUCAAGUUAGGGUUCUUGGAAUUGGAGCAUUAGCGUAGAGCCGUAGAUGGUGUUGCAGUGCUGUAACGGUUGACUCCUCUUGCAGAGUGCAGAUGUAACAUGGUAGAAAAUGUAUAUGGAAUGGCAUCCAUUAACAUCUUAGAGUAUGGAGAAGUAUAUACAAAGCUUCAUCAACCAGCGGUCAUCUUAGGAGGAUGCUUUGUCCUGGUUGCGUUGGUACUCUCCAUCCAUCUGAUUUUCCAGCAUCUUCGAUCUUACACCAACCCAGAGGAACAGAAAUGGAUGGUGGCGGUUAUUUUCAUGGUUCCUGUCUAUGCAAGCGAGUCUAUAAUAUCCUUGUGGAACCCGAGAUUUUCCAUUGCAUGUGAUAUCCUGAGGAACUGCUAUGAAUCGUUUGCUUUGUAUGCUUUCGGAAGAUAUUUGGUUGCCUGCCUUGGUGGCGAAGAAAGAGUCAUGGAACUACUAGAAUGUGAAUCAAGAAAACAACUCUCCAAACCAUCAGUGAAGGAAGACAAGCCAUUGCUAGAACAAGCAGCACAUAAGAGAUCAUUUCUCAACUUUUUCCUCCAGCCAAGUGCACUUGGAAAAGACUUGUACAGAACAGUGAAAUUUGGUCUUGUACAAUACAUGAUUCUGAAGACUCUUUGUGCAUUCCUUGCCUUCUUGUUGGAACUCUUUGGCGUUUAUGGUGAUGGAGAAUUCAUGUGGUACUAUGGGUACCCAUAUAUAGCAGCAGUGCUGAACUUCAGUCAGAUGUGGGCUUUAUAUUGUCUCGUGCAGUUCUACAAUGUGACUCAUCAGAGACUACAACCAAUACAACCACUUGCAAAGUUCAUCAGCUUCAAGGCCAUCGUAUUUGCAACUUGGUGGCAAGGUGUUGGUAUCGCAAUAUUGUGCGCACUUGGCGUUUUACCUAAUGACUGGAAAUUUCGAAAUGGAUUACAGGAUUUUCUCAUCUGCAUAGAAAUGGCUAUUGCAGCUGUUGCCCAUGUGUUCGUCUUCUUGGCAGAACCUUACCGCUUGCUGCCUAUUUCUGAACACGGGAAGGUCUCCAGCAAAGAAACCAGAGCCAUACUAAAGCUGGAAGAGGGUGGUAAGGAGGAACCAGCUUUCAUUGAAAGAACUGAAACUCAUGUUGAGACUCCCAAGACAAGUGUCAGUAAGAGUGUUCAAGACAUUGUUGUUGGAGGCGGCGAACAUGUUAUGAAGGAUGUUGUAUUGAUCAUUAAUCAAGCGAUGGAACCUGUGGAGAAAGGCGUAACGAAGAUACAAGAUAAGAUCCAUCUUGUCUCAAUGGGAUCCGAUAGCUCCAAUAGCAAGGAGCAAGAUUCAAAGGCCGAAGUUGAAUAUGUUGAUGAAAACAUCACCGAUGGCAAGGAACAAGGUUCAAAGACAGAAGUUGAAUAUGUUAAGGAAAACAUCACCGAAAGUGGGUCUCAAGUGGACAAAAGGACGCCAGACCAAAUUGAAUGUGCCUGGAUAAUUGGUUUUAGAGAUAAAAUGCAAGUCCCACCAGAGGGGUUCUUUUAGUUGUAGAGCAUCUCUUCUAAGCACCCAACUACAUGUUUAGAAACUCUGAUUCUUGUUUAUGUAUGCACUAGCGACCAUGCAGGUGCAAAUACAUGUGAUUACCAUCCUGUUUUCAAGUCUGGAACUGGCUCGAUGGUGUCGAAAUUGUUAACAAGCCAAGGUGAAAUCAUUUUUUGACAGAAA
Macadamia integrifolia is the source of this 1809-nucleotide messenger RNA. Its product is annotated as protein LAZ1 homolog 2. NCBI's taxonomy places the organism in Eukaryota, Viridiplantae, Streptophyta, Magnoliopsida, Proteales, Proteaceae. The record is from RefSeq and is a predicted model, not a curated record. Gene Ontology annotation, molecular function: transporter activity. Gene Ontology annotation, biological process: transport.